Messenger RNA from Cordyceps militaris CM01, 363 nucleotides. Its product is annotated as Cupin 2 conserved barrel domain protein. NCBI's taxonomy places the organism in Eukaryota, Fungi, Ascomycota, Sordariomycetes, Hypocreales, Cordycipitaceae. The transcript has a single exon. The coding region runs from base 1 to 363 and encodes 120 amino acids. The record is from RefSeq and is a predicted model, not a curated record. Gene Ontology annotation, molecular function: manganese ion binding.
AUGUCCAUCUCCAUCCCCCAAUCACUCAACCGCAUCACCGACACGUGGUCCCCGCACCUCAUCGCCCGCGUCAACGGGCAGCAUGUCAAGCUUGCCAAAAUCGACGGCUCCUUUGUCAUGCACGCGCACCCGGCCUCGGACGAGCUCUUCUACGUCGUCUCCGGCCGUCUGACGCUGCGCUUCGAGGACCGCGCCGACGUGCCCAUGCGCGCCGGCGACGUGUACGUGGUGCCGCGCGGCGUCCGCCACUGCCCGGUCGCGGAGCCGGCGGCCGAGAUUAUGCUCGUCGAAGCGGCCGACACGGUGAAUACGGGCGAUGCGCAGGUGUCUGCGCGCACGAGGGAGGUUAAUACGCAGUUUUAG